AUGACAACUUCCCCAAUGGGAACAGAGCCACCUGCCACAGACAGCAGGGGAGACAUGGUACCCAUUGUCAUCUGCAUUAUUCUGGGGGUCCUUCUCUGCUUGGUCCUAAUCAUUCUGGCUGGGCUGGUGCAAAAAGGCAGAGCACAGCAGAAAGCAUCCAGAAAAUUCAUGCAGCCCUUCUCUGAGGCUGUGUAUGAAGAGAUUGACUACAGCUCAAUGAAGGAGAAGGGGCAAUCGUUUGCUCAUUCAGAAGCAUCUGUACUGCCCAGAGAUGCCACCAGCGAUGGUUAUGAUAAUGCUGGAGAAAUUUCUGAUCCAGAACACAGUUCUGCCUUUCACCAGAAUGAUGAGGAAGUCACUGAAGCCCCAGAGGAAAGUGAUGCGACAAGGGAUUCACAGACAUGUUGGAGUCUGCACUCCCAAAGAAGUGGAGCUAACAGAAAAGACCCAUCCCUGCCUCCUGGGGACAUAGAAUAUGAUGAUGCUGAAGAUGGUUUUGCUGGGACAUUGAUGUAAGAAUGUCUGUGUUUAGCACAAAUGCCCUGUGAGGACACACAUGCUAUAUGAUUAGGAGAUUCCUCUCAGAAAUGCUGACUGGGCCAAAGAGUUACUAGAAACUGUCCCUGCAUAGCCGGUAGCCUGAUCAGCUUCUUCUAGAGGCUGAUGUAGUUGCAAGUGUAUUAGUUUUAGUGAUAAUUUUUUUAAGUUGCCAUUGAUCAGGAUG
Messenger RNA from Alligator sinensis (Chinese alligator), 724 nucleotides. Its product is annotated as antigen WC1.1-like. Lineage: Eukaryota; Metazoa; Chordata; Crocodylia; Alligatoridae. The transcript has 5 exons. The coding region runs from base 1 to 516 and encodes 171 amino acids. The record is from RefSeq and is a predicted model, not a curated record.